Messenger RNA from Adelges cooleyi (spruce gall adelgid), 1392 nucleotides. RefSeq lists its product as uncharacterized. NCBI's taxonomy places the organism in Eukaryota, Metazoa, Arthropoda, Insecta, Hemiptera, Adelgidae. The transcript has 6 exons. Bases 150 to 587 code for a protein of 145 amino acids. The record is from RefSeq and is a predicted model, not a curated record.
UGGACUUGGCGGAGGCAGUCGGGGAGAAUAAGCAGCAAGAUAUAGGCGGUAUUGAAACGGGUUUCAUUAAAAAUAUAGCUAAUGCAGUACUUAGUGAUGAGGAACUCGACGAAUUUUAUAAAGCGGUACAAAAAAAAGAUACAAAACGCAUGAAAACAAAAGGUUUAAAUUGUUUGCAGCCAUUUAAACAAGGAUCAUUUACCUUAGCUUCAGUACGAAGAUACCUUGACGAAGACAAGCCUAACCUAGAUAGAGAAGAUGUCAACAAGAUAAUACGACAUAUGCGGCCUUAUCACAUGUCAUUAAAGGCAUUUCAAUCAACAAUGAAACAGAAAUUUACUAAUGGGGAACUCAACAAAAUUUAUAAUGUGGUUAAAAAAAGGGAAAAAAUUGUGGAAAAAACGCGGUUUGGCUCGAGAACAACUAAAAAUGUAACCAAAGAUGGAGUGAGAAAGUAUUUCAAUAAGGAACUCAACAAUUAUGGACUAGAUAUAUGGGAAAUCGAAGGGAUACUUAAAUCCUUGAAGGAUGACCAUAUGACAAGAACGGAAUUUAAAAGAUUAAUGAGAUCUCAAGACAACAAGUGAAACAUGUGUAUGAAUCAUUGUAAAAACAAUAUACAUUCUCAGUUAUACAAUACGUUGUGGAACAGUAUGUACAGCUGAUAUGUAUUUAAUAAAAACUAAAUUUGAUGUUAAAAUAUAAACAAAAUUUCAACGACCAUUAUACACAUUUUACCUACUAAUCUAUGGCUACGAAAAUGGCAUACAAAAUAUUGUCGGGUUAUAAAAUAUCAAACAAAUUAAAACACCAAUAAGCUCAGAAAGAGUAAACAUGCUUUUGUUUAAUUUAAUUUUUCUGAAUUUGACCGAGUAUUGAGUUGGGCUUUAAAGUCUAAAGAGAAAAGUGAUUAAAUUAUCCUUAAACCGUGGUAAAAUGUUAGGUAGUUUUGUUAGAGUAUACUUAAGGUAUUUGAGAAAUAGUUUCAAUAUGAUAUUAUAAAUUAUUUACGAUAAUAUAUUGGUCACAAUAGACAAUAAUUGUAGAGAAACGACAAACACUAAACGUAAUAGGUACAAUUUUGUGCACAUUACCGUUUUCUAAAGCAUUUUUUUUUUGUUUAUGGAGUAAAUUUAUCACUUUUAGAUAUAACAAUAAAUCUUCCUGAAGACGGUGACUUCCCCCACAGACGAAUUAUUAUCACACUGUAAAUUUAUUUUUUAUUUUUCUUAACAAUAUUUCAGAGCUACAAAAUUACUAUAACAUACUACCGUCGUUUACUAUAUUCAAAAAUCCAAACUAUUUUAAGUAUUUUUUAAUUUAUCUCCUAAAAAAUAUGUAGAGGUAGUAUGCCGUUAGCUUAUUUAAUUUUAAUUUUAACUUUAAAUUCUA